GAGGAGAGAGGGAGUCACGCGCGGAGACGAGCGUGAAAAGUGCAAGAAUCCAGAGGCGCACGCACACGAGUGGAGAAAAGAAAGAGAGCCCGAGAGGAGAAAUAACAUCGAGAGGGAAGUGUACAGGUGUGUGACAGAGAGAGGGGGGGAGUGGAUGAUAGAGAGCGGGAGAGAGAGCGCGCGGGAGGGAGAAAUAUGGCCACGGUCACGGCGGAGAAUGGUUUCAGCACCGCGGACAGCUCCGGCAGAAUGAACGGACUCAACAGCGCGAUCCCGAUGAAAGAUCACGACGCCAUCAAGCUCUUCGUCGGCCAGAUCCCGCGCAACCUCGAGGAGAAAGACCUCAAGCCGCUCUUCGAGGAAUUCGGCAAGAUCUACGAGCUCACCGUGCUCAAAGACCGAUUCACCGGGAUGCAUAAAGGAUGUGCCUUUCUCACAUACUGUGCCCGAGACUCAGCGCUGAAGGCUCAGAACGCUCUACAUGAACAGAAGACUCUGCCUGGGAUGAAUCGGCCGAUCCAGGUGAAACCGGCCGACAGUGAAGGACGAGGAGAAGACCGGAAGCUGUUUGUAGGGAUGCUGGGGAAGCAACAGGGUGAAGAUGACAUCCGGAGGCUGUUUGAUUCAUUCGGGCACAUAGAGGAGUGCACCGUUCUCCGGGGUCCUGAUGGGGCCAGUAAGGGCUGUGCUUUUGUGAAGUUCUCCAGCCAUGCAGAAGCUCAGGCAGCUAUUAACAGUCUUCAUGGUGGAACGACGAUGCCUGGCGCUUCAUCGAGUCUGGUGGUGAAGUUUGCAGACACAGAUAAGGAACGGACCCUCCGUCGGAUGCACCAGAUGGCCGGUCAGAUCGGGAUCUUCAGCCCUAUGACCAUACAGUAUGGAACUUAUGGAGCAUACACACACACCCAGCUGAUGCAGCAGCAGGCUGCUCUCAUGGCAGCUUCACAGGGUUCGUAUCUGAACCCGAUGGCCGCCAUCGCAGCCGCUCAGAUGCAGCAAAUGGCUGCUUUCAAUGUCAACGGUCUGAUGGCUGCGCCGAUGACCCCCUCUUCAGGCACCAGCACACCUCCAGGCCUCAGCGCCGCAGGCAUGCCCAGUAUAACAGGACCCAUCACGGUCAACGGCUUCAGCGCUCUUCCACACCAGACCAACGGACAGACCUCCUCUGAGACCAUCUACACCAACGGGAUCCAUCCAUACCCAGCUCAAAGUCCGACGGUGACGGAUUCUCUCCAGCAGGCGUAUGCAGGUGUACAACAUUUCGCAGCAGCGUAUCCUGCCGCGUAUGCACCCAUUAGCCAAGCGUUUCCCCAGCAACCAGCCAUCAUCACCCAGCAACAGAGAGAAGGACCGGAGGGCUGUAAUCUGUUUAUUUACCACCUGCCGCAGGAGUUCGGCGACGCUGAGCUCAUGCAGAUGUUUCUGCCUUUUGGCAACGUCAUUUCCGCCAAAGUCUUUGUGGACCGGGCCACCAAUCAGAGCAAGUGUUUUGGUUUCGUAAGCUUUGAUAACCCGUCGAGUGCUCAGGCAGCGAUUCAGGCAAUGAACGGUUUUCAGAUCGGCAUGAAGAGGCUGAAGGUUCAACUGAAGAGGCCGAAAGAUGCCAACCGACCGUACUGAUGCUGAGUGAACGGCUGGCACGCCCCUUACAGGACGAGGGACGUCAACACCUUAUAUCCACAAGUGCAGUAUCAAAGACUUUAGCUCUUCUACAUAUCACGAGAGGCGAGCGCUCCAAAUCUCUGAGGGCUGGAAAAGAGGAACACAAAGAUUUUUUUCUGCCAACUUUUUUCUUUCUCCCCCUUUUCUGCUUCGACAUUUGCAGGAUGAAUUUGGCAGAGAAUGACUUUUUUGCUGCUGUUUUUUUUGUUGAGAAAAUGAAAAAAGAAACCUUUAUGAACACAUUAUGCUCAGAGCAUGCAGAAACAAAUAACACACACACAUGCUCAUAUAAACAGAUGGAAAAGUAUUUUGAACUCUUCAUGAGAAAUAUAUUGAUAUCUUUACACACACGCGCAUACACGCCAGCCUGCUGCCAUUUUGGUUUUUGUGCCUCUACACACCUGCUGACUGGAGGAAUCCAGGAAUAACAACAUGCAUCAUUCCUUAGGAAAUAGGGACCAAAGGACUAUACGCUUUUAAAAAAAAAAGCAAAAUAUCUAAAUAUAUAUAUAUUUAAAAAUGACAAAAAAGAACUCUUACUGUACUCUAUAGCUCCGCGUAUAAUGAACACUGAAGUAGAAGAGAGAAUGUUUAUUCAUCUGUUAAAGAAAGACUGAACGAUGAAAAACGCAUCUGCAUCCACAAGUAGAUUUGCAAAAGUGUAGAUUAGAGCGGUAGAUUUGCUAAUUUUUCGUGAUUUCUAUUUAUUUCUUUUAGCCAAGAUAAUACUUGAACUUCUGAGGUAAAUGGCUCGUGCGCAUCCUCUCCAUUCCAGUAUUCAGAAAGAAGCGUGCCGUCUUGACGGGUUCCCAGAAGCCUUUGUGUUAAAGCGACAAUCCACAGCGAGAUAUUGGACUUGUGGCACGCGAUCCCGUGAGCGGUCUGAACUUGACCGAACGUGAGGACGAUGAAGAUGAAGAGCUGCUGAAACUGCCAGAUGAACAGAAGUGAUGCAACACAGAAGGAGAAGAGAGACGUUUGAAUGACCUCUCACUUCAGUGAUACCAUGAGCUCUUAAACACUUCAUGUCAUCUCUCACAUCAUCAUCAUGAGUUACAGCCAAACCUUCUGCUUCUAAAAGUCAACAUAGAAGAGUGAAGCAGGAGAAUGAAUCCGUACGAGAACAACUGUGAGUGUAUUUUAAAGAAAGAUUAUGAAGAUGGAAAUUGUUGUUUGGAAUAAAAAAGGAAAGUUUUAUGAAGAGAUCUAUCAACAUAUCCAGAUCUGAAGACAGAUUCUCCACAUCCGUCCGGAACGAGUUUUAAAUCAUACGAUCUGCAUUUUCACUUGUUUUUAGGACAAAUCUUACCAAUUUAAUAUUGUUUCACGCUUUACAUGUUUAUAACACACAGUGUCUUUAUGUUGUGAUUUUCAUUUUUUUUAUGUGCAGAACAACAAAUGAUCCUCUCACGUCAGGUUUAGGCCUCAAGAGAUUCUUUCACUUAGUUUUUUAAUUCUCUGUGUGUACAUCAACACAUAUGAUCGCUGAUAUUGAAAACUUUGGUGAUUUUCAUCUCUCUUCACAUGAUUAUCUCUCUAAAACAUUAUUUUCUUAUUUUCAUCUUAAUAACUUUUUUUUCUAAAUCCUGAUGAUGCAUCUUUCUCAAGGCCCUUACAGAGAACACACAUGAUCACAUAUUUAACACUUUUGUCUAGAUGCAUUUAACUUUCCAUGGUAUCACAUGUAAAAAACAUGUCAAAUGUCAUGUGUUUUUUCUGCAAGAGAAAGUUGCAAUGCAGUUCAGUUUUACAUUUUCACAUGAGACAGAUUUUUUUGUAAUAGGAAAUGAAACUCCCCAGUGCACUGUAAAACUUUGCUGUAAUUUUGCAAUAGUUUUGCCAGUAACUUACUGUAGAUUUGAUUCAUAUUAUUAAUAUAAUAUAUUAAUAUAAAUCCUAUUAGUACUGUUUUUUACUUUUGAUUAAAGUAAAACACUUUGGCUUUUGACAUUCAAAAUGAACAAGAAUAGACUGAACUCAUUACUGGCAUCACAUUGCAAAAAAUGACAUUUUUUCUGGGCAUUUUUGUCUUGUUUUCUAGUAAAAAUAUUGAAAACUUCAUAAAUUAUGAUACAUUUACAUAAGAAGAAAAGUAACCUUAAACAAUAUGUCUUAUUUAAUGAAAGAAAAUAUGAGAACUAGGUAAGUUUUUGUUUGAAACAAAACUGUAAAUGAAAUCUGCAGUAAGUUACUGGCAAACCUGCUGCAAAACUACAGCAAAGAUUGAAAGUGUGGAUUAUAUUUCAAGAAACUGAACACUGUAGAUGUGUUUUCUGCCAGGUCAAAUCUCAAUGGUUUUAAAAGUGCCAAAUGAAUCGUGUCCUUUUAUAAGCUUGCAUUUAAUCACACAAAAGCUUUUCAUUUGGAUAAAAACCUAAAUCAAGCACAUCCACAAAGCACACAGAUAUUCCUAAAGCACACAACACAACAGUAUUUGAUGCGAAGUUCAUUUUCCUUCAUGAUCUUUAUUGUAGUUUUAUUUAAUAUUGUCUCAUAUCUCACAGAGUCAACAUAAGAUGAGCAUGUGAGGUCAGAACCUCUGCUCGGCGUUUGGGUUUAAGUGCCAUAUGUAACCAGAGGAACACAUUCAAUUCAUCAAUGUUAAAACACUGCAAAAUGAAAUUUUUUCCAACAUAAAUGUCUAAAGUUUCUUGAAUCAAGACCCGUUUUAUUGAUGAGCAAGAUGACCUAAGAAAACAAGUCUUGUUUUUACACAAAAAAAAAUGAAAUUUCAGUGAAUAUGUGCUUAAAACAAGCAAUUAAUCUGCCAAUGGGCUAAAGAAAAAAAUCUUGAAUUAAGGUUGAGCUUUUUCAUAUUCACUUAAUUCAAGAUUAAUAUUUGACCCUAUUUGCAGAAUUUUUUUGCUGCGCUCAAAUUCACUGAAAUUUAAAAAUAAAUUAAAAACAAGACUUGUUUUCUUUGGUCAUUUUGCUCAUCAAAAAUUGCUUGAAAAAUGUUGACAUUUGUACUGUAAAACAAGACAAACAUACCAAGUAAGAAAAAAAUUAGCCACGGUCGUUCCCAAGAGAAAGAUUAGUAAUAACUGAAGGGAAAUUGUGUUGGGCAUUAUUAUUUACUUCUCUCAGAGUCGUAGAGAAGACUGUCAGUUAUUCAGGUCUGUACAUUUGCAUUGUGACUCUGUAAAAACACACGAGGCCGUGUGAGCGCAGAACCAUCUCCAGAUGCCCUCUGGGCUUCAGUCUCAGCCCCGAAAUAGCAGCGAUUGUCAAGACCGGGAAGUCAAAUGUAAUUGAGUACAGGAGGUCAAGAUUAACUUUCAGACAGGCAGAAAGAGGAACGUUAAAACAGUUUCUGGAAUGUUCUGGGAUGUGUGUGCGUGUGUUAUAAAUGCAUGCGGACACUGAACUUGAUGCUCCACAAAUCUUCUUUUAAUCUCUCAGGGCAUCAGACUCAAUGAUGUCAUGGUUUGUGGAGCCUCUCCAGCGUCUUCGUCAUUUUUGAGAACACAAACACAGAAGUGUGUUUUUUGUGACGCUGUGACAUCAGCACCGACUCAGAGAGAACGCUUUAAACCUUUUGUGCAAAUGCAAGCCGCCACAGGACACACGUGUGCAAUCGUGUCUCGUUCAAAUGAAAGCAAAAAAAGCAUUUGUUUCCAUUCCUUAUAUCUAGAGAGUCUGCUCUGUUAGUUUAGCUUCAGUGAGCGUGAUGUUAAUCUCAUCUCAGGACAGGGCGGUCCGGCCGCUGCUGGGGGUCACAUGUUGUAUUCAAGGUACCCUGUGCCAGGAGUCACUUUGAAGUUUACAUCAUCAUAUUGACAAAUAUCAAAAUGCUUUGAAUACAUGAUUAGCAGUACGUUUGGUUCUGGGAAGAAAACCUGAGGAUGUGUUUAGAUGUAUGGAGACUGUGACUGAUGCUAAAUCUUUCAUGUCCAGCUCACGUUUUACCCCAAAAUCAAAUAAUAUUUCACAAAGAAAAACAGCUCAUUUUAAAAAGUGUUUAUGUAGCACAUGAAUAUCAGUACAUCAUUAUUUGUGCCUUUAUUAUAUAGAGAUUAAAUCAUAUUAAUGAGAGCAAAUAUUACGGUGUUUUAAUGUGGUUUAGAAUACUAAGGGGCGAUUCACAUUUCGCAUUAAAAACUGUGUGGUAAGCGCGGAAACCCUUUUUUCCAAAGCGCCCAGGAGUUUGAGCUCUCCUGGCGUCUGUCGUUGCUAAGCAACCAUGGGCCACAAUAGCCGUGCUGUGAUCAUGUGUACCUCCGUCUUCACUGAGCUUGUCUAUAUUGGUUGGUUGGUUCUUGUCACAUGACCUGCGGUACGUCUACAUUUAAAAUAAUGAAUAUGCGCAAACAAAAGAAGCAAAAUGUGAAUCGUCCCCUAACAAUACUCCAGCUUUAUUAAUUGUGCCAUACGCAAGUAUUUUCAUUUAAUAUUCACUUCAAAUUUUCAGUUGUGUUUGUGUUGAUUCAGGGGUGAAGUGUAAGUUGGACGUAAGAUUCACGUCUGUCUGUCUGCUGUCCGUCUCACAUCCGCACGAUGUUCCCAUGAUCCUCUUCUUCACACUACAGGACGUCUGUUACUUUAUAGGCCAUAGAACAGGAAAACAAUGGAGGAUACACAAAAGAAUCAUUCACAUGUUUCACUGAGAAAGGAAGCGAUUCGAUGAUUUAUGAGGAGUACCGUAUAAAUAUCUAUAUUUCCUCAUGCUUUUAUAUUUUUAAUGUGUUAAAGUCACAGACGCUUUUAUGAGAUUUAUUCUUGACUCAUGGAAAAACAAUUUGUGACCAGAAAUUUGCCUUGAAACUGUUUUCGCAGUUGUUUUCGUUUCUGGUCAUCAAAUGUUUGUUUGUGGAUGAAGAUGAGGAUGCAAAACAUGUAGAUUUGUGUUAUAAUGUCAGUUGUUUCAUGGUUUUAUGAAAGUGAGUAUCCCAGAAUAUCACGAUUUACUCACAUUCAUGUUGUUUCCAACUUCUGCGGAGCUCGUGAGAAUCUUUUAAUACAGAAUUCAGUGAACACUGUCAAAAAAACAAUAAAAGCACUAUGAAAGUUGGAUUAAAUAUUAUACAUGAGUCUUCUGAGACAUUGUAUUUCAUUUCAGAAGUGUUCACUUUGAAAUAUUGUUUUAAGAUUUAAAUGAAACUUAAUAAAGGUUUGGAGUAACAUGCGCAUAAGUAAAUUAUGGAUGAUUUAUUGAAGAUGUUUUUGAGGUUGUUUCGUCUCGUUUACGCUCACGGCUGUUCGGACCAAACUCACAUGAGCUCACAUGUUAAAAUCAGAUGUACCAUUCUUUGCUUCUUCAUGUCUCGUGCGGUUUCAUUUUAAAUGCCUUUUAUGCCUUUUCUAAUCUUUGCAUUGAAACAUUACAGAUGCUGACAAAGAAAUCGAUCAGAUGAUGUUGAGUUAAAGUGAAUUAUCAGUGUUUACUUGAAGAUCUUUUGAUGUGUAAGAUAGUUUGAGCUCGGCCGUGUUUCUCUCUGUAGCUCUAGAUGCUUUGACUCUU
Triplophysa dalaica is the source of this 7123-nucleotide messenger RNA. RefSeq names its product CUGBP Elav-like family member 6 (gene celf6). The transcript has 13 exons. Gene Ontology annotation, molecular function: mRNA binding. Gene Ontology annotation, cellular component: ribonucleoprotein complex; cytoplasm; nucleus. The record is from RefSeq and is a predicted model, not a curated record. Gene Ontology annotation, biological process: regulation of alternative mRNA splicing, via spliceosome; mRNA splice site recognition. NCBI's taxonomy places the organism in Eukaryota, Metazoa, Chordata, Actinopteri, Cypriniformes, Nemacheilidae. Bases 196 to 1620 code for a protein of 474 amino acids.